ACUGAGGAGAUCCAGAGGCUCCCCUGUGAACUACACAUCCCAGCAGGCAACAUGAAGAAGGAUGUCCUGGUCAACCUGACAAAAAGUAGAGUCAGUCCAAUCGGACCUCACGCCAUGAUUCCCCAUAGCAACCUCUUUGGACUGUAACUGAUUAAAAACAGUUGAACUUUGACCCAGCGGAAGGAGGAACAGUUUUUUCUCUUCUCUCCUCCCUUCUUCAGGAGGAAAGACAGCUGAAAUUAUAACUGUUAUCCUAACUACUCAUUGUGAAAAGACCCCUGUUGUACUAGCAGCGAUAAACAUCUCUGAGUGUACUUGUGUACGACUUUGGAUAGUCCCUCCAGAAUUGGAUAUUAACUCUAAAACUUUUAAACCAUACCUAAUUCAAUGCUAUCCAAGCAUUCAGGAAUAUAAACUCCUCUUUCUCUUCAUCGUCCUCCUCCUCCUUCCUCCUCCUCUUCCUCUUCCUCCUCCUUCCUUCUACCUCAUCUUCUUCCUCCUCCUCUUCCUCUUCCUCCUCCUUCCUUCCACCUCAUCCUCCUCCUCCCCUUCCUCUUCCUCCUACUCUUCUUCCUCUUCCUCAUUCUCCUCCUCCUUGUUGACCAUGGAUGUUCUGGGCUUGGCUGCUAGACUACAGCUGAUGCUCUUGGUGCUCCUGGGUGUGUGUCUGAGCCUGGAGUUCACCGGGGCCCCCGGCCAGUGGGCCCGCUACCUCCGCUGGGAUGCCAGCACGCGCAGCGACCUCAGCUUCCAGUUCAAGACGGACGUGUCCACGGCGCUGCUACUGUACUUCGACGACGGAGGUCACUGCGACUUCCUGCAGCUGAUGGUGGUGGAGGGCAAGUUGCAGCUGCGCUUCAGCAUCGACUGCGCCGAUAUCGCCGUGGUGUCCGACAAGAGAGUUAAUGAUAGCAGCUGGCACUUUGCCACACUGAGCCGCUAUGGUCUGCGGACGGUUUUGGGGCUGGACGGCCAGGUCAAGGCGGACGAGGUGCGGCCCACCGGAGGUAGCCGCCAGCACAUGAAGAUAAUCAGUGACCUGUUCCUGGGCGGCGUUCCGCUGGAUAUCCGCACCUCGGUGCUCACGCUGCCCACAGCGUGCGACGCCCCGCCCUUCAGAGGAACUAUCAUGGAUCUGAAGUAUGGGACCACGGAACCGGUUCUCCUCAGCAGCCUCAGGGUCCGUCUGGAGUCGGACCGGCGCUGUACGGAGAACCCGUGUGAGAAUGGUGGGAGCUGCUCCGUGGUAGAUGGGGAACCCUUGUGUGACUGUUCCAAAACGGAAUACAAGGGCUGUUUCUGCAAUGAAGAAGAAAAAUACAUUACUGGUUUAGCCCAUUUUAUGUUAGGGGAGCAGGGUGUUAGAUUGAUGCGGGAGGAGAAUGUGGCCACGUUCCGCGGCUCUGAGUACUUCUGCUACGACCUGUCCCAGAACCCUAUCCAGUCCUCCAGCGACGAGAUCACGCUCUCCUUCAAGACGUGGCAGCGCAAUGGCCUGAUCCUCCACACGGGGAAGUCUGCUGACUACGUCAACCUGGCCCUGAAGGACGGAGCCGUGUCCCUGGUCAUCAACCUGGGCUCCGGGGCCUUCGAGGCCAUCGUGGAGCCUGUCAACGGGAAGUUCAAUGACAAUGCCUGGCACGACGUCAAGGUUACGCGCAACCUCAGACAGCAAUCAGGCAUUGGACACGCUAUGGUAAACAAACUCCAUUGUCUGGUGACGUUAUCGGUUGACGGAAUCCUGACGACCACGGGCUACACCCAGGAGGACUACACCAUGCUGGGAUCCGAUGACUUCUUCUACGUGGGUGGCAGCCCCAGUACCGCCGACCUGCCUGGGUCUCCUGUCAGCAACAACUUUAUGGGCUGCCUCAAAGAGGUGAUCUACAAGAACAACGACAUCCGUCUGGAGCUCUCCCGUCUGGCGCAUAUCGUGGACCCCAAGAUGAAGAUCCAGGGGGAUGUGAUGUUUAAGUGUGAGAACGUGGCCACCCUGGACCCUGUCUCCUUCGAGACCCCCGAGGCCUACAUCAGCCUGCCCAAGUGGAACACCAAGAGAAUGGGUUCCUUGUCCUUUGACUUCAGGACCUCGGAACCCAACGGACUCAUCCUCUUCACGCACGGCAAGCCUCAGGAGCGCAAGGAGGCCCAGCGCACCCAGAAGAACACCAAGGUGGACUUCUUUGCGGUAGAACUGCUGGAUGGCAGUCUGUACCUGCUGUUGGACAUGGGCUCAGGGACCAUCAAGGUCAAAGCCACCCAGAACAAGGUCAACGAUGGAGCCUGGUACCACGUGGACAUGCAGAGGGACAGGCGUUCAGGCACCAUCUCAGUCAACAGCCGGCGCACUCCGUUCAUGUCCAGCGGAGAGAGUGAGAUCCUGGACCUGGAGGGGGACAUGUACCUAGGUGGUCUACCCUCAGACCGCACCAAUCUCAUCCUGCCCACUGAGCUGUGGACCGCCAUGCUCAACUACGGCUACGUUGGCUGCGUGCGCGACCUCUUCAUCGACGGGCGCAGCAAGGACAUCCGACAGAUCGCUGAGGCCCAGAACGGGGCCGGCAUCAAGCCGUCGUGCAACAAGGUGGUGGGGAAACAGUGUGAGAGCUACCCGUGUAAGAACAGAGGCGUCUGCAAGGAGGGAUGGAACCGGUUUAUCUGCGAUUGUACCGGCACGGGGUACUGGUCACGUACCUGCGAGAGAGAGGCCUCCAUCCUGAGUUAUGACGGCAGUAUGUACAUGAAGGUGGUGAUGCCCCAGGUGAUGCACACGGAGGCGGAGGACGUGUCUCUGCGUUUCAUGUCCCAGCGGGCCUACGGCCUGCUCAUGGCCACCACCUCGCGAGACUCGGCCGACACGCUGCGUCUAGAGCUGGACGGGGGCCGGGUCAAGCUCACGGUCAACCUAGACUGUGUCAGGAUAAACUGUACUUCCAGCAAGGGACCCGAGACCCUGUAUGCUGGGCAAAAACUCAAUGAUAAUGAGUGGCAUACGGUGCGCGUGGUCCGCCGAGGAAAAACCUACAAGCUCAUGGUGGACGAUGACAUAGCAGAAGGCCAGAUGGCGGGCGACCACACCCGUUUGGAGUUCCACAACAUCGAGACGGGCAUCAUGACGGAGAGGCGCUUCGUCUCGACCAUCCCCUCUAGCUUCAUUGGACACCUACAGAGUCUCAGGUUCAACGGUAUGCUGUAUAUAGAUCUCUGUAAGAACGGAGACAUCGACUUCUGUGAGCUCAACGCCCGCUUUGGCAUGCGCUCCAUCAUCGCUGACCCCGUGACCUUCAAGUCUAAGAGCAGCUACCUGAGCCUGGCCACCCUGCAGGCCUACACCACCAUGCACCUCUUCUUUCAGUUCAAAACCACCUCGCCCGACGGAUUCAUACUUUUCAACAGUGGAGACGGCAACGACUUCAUCGCUGUGGAGCUGGUUAAAGGGUACAUACACUAUGUGUUUGAUCUUGGUAAUGGGCCCAACGUCAUCAAGGGCAACAGCGACCGGGCUCUACAUGACAACCAGUGGCACAAUGUGGUCAUCACUCGUGACAACAGCAACAUUCACACUCUGAAGGUGGACGCCAAGGCAACCAGUCAGGUGGUCAACGGAGCCAAGAACCUCGACCUGAAAGGUGACCUGUUUAUCGCUGGGCUGGGCCCUGGUAUGUACGGUAGCCUGCCCAAGCUGGUGGCAUCCAGGGACGGUUUCCAGGGCUGCCUGGCCUCAGUGGACCUCAACGGCCGCCUCCCUGACCUCCUCCAGGACGCUCUGUUCCGCAGUGGGCAGAUUGAGCGCGGAUGCGAAGGUCCCAGCACCACCUGUCAGGAGGACUCAUGUACCAACAUGGGCGUCUGUAUCCAGCAGUGGGAGAAGUACACCUGCGACUGCUCCAUGACCUCCUUCACCGGCACGCGGUGCAAUGAUCCUGGGACCACCUAUAUCUUUGGGAAAGGAGGAGGCCUCAUCACGUUCAAAUGGCCAGCCAACGAGAGGCCCAGCACGCGUACAGACAGGCUGACCGUGGGGUUCAGUACCUCCCUAAAGGACGGCAUCCUGGUCCGGAUAGACAGCGCUCCAGGUCUGGGAGACUAUCUCAUGCUCCACAUCGAACAAGGGAAGAUUGGUGUGACGUUUAACAUCGGCACAAUGGACAUCAGCGUGAGAGAGAAUAGCACACCAGUGAAUGAUGGGCUGUACCAUGUGGUACGCUUUACCAGAAACGGGGGUAACGCCACACUCCAGGUGGACAACUGGUCUAUCAAUGAACACUUCCCAGGAGCGACGACCGAUAGUGAACGUCUUGAAAUUGCCACUAAGAAAUUCCCGUUGAAAUACGCCCGGCCAGUAGUGGAUUGGCUACAGGAGAAAGGCCGGCAGCUUACCAUAUUCAACACCCAGGCCUUGGUGACCAUCGGUGGCAGCGACCGCAGUCGGCCCUUCCAGGGACAGCUGUCCGGCCUCUACUACAAUGGCCUGAAGGUCCUCAACAUGGCCGCCGAGGGCAACCCCAACAUCAAAAUCAAUGGCAGCGUCCGGUUGGUGGGUGACACGCCCUCUGUGGCCGGGUCGGCCCGCACCACCGCCCAGCCGCCCGAGUUAUCCACCACCUUUAUUGAGACCACCACCAUCAUGUCCACCACCACCACCCGCAAGCACCGCUCCUCUCCCACCAUACAGGACUCUAUGUCUCAGACGACAGACGACAUGGUGUCUUCGGCAGAGUGUUCCAGUGAUGACGAGGACCUGGAGGAGUGUGACUCUGGCCGUGCAGGUGAAUUAGUCAUCCCUGUACUCUUAGAGGACCAAUUAGUGUUACCCCCGUCCAUCCCCCUCCCAACCCUCUGCCCACCCCUCACCAUAAUUGAAACCACCAAAGAGUCCCUGUCCAAGGCCACUGAGGGCGGGGUACCUUGCUUGUCGGACCGAGGCAGCGAUGAUUGUGAUGAUUGUGAUGAUGAUGAUGUCUUGGUGAUAUCUGGGUAUGAUUUCGACUCUAACCUGCCUCCUACUGAUGAUGAAGAGCUUUACGCCACCUUCUCCUUGGUAACAGAUAAGACCAUGUCCACGUCGGCUUUUGAAGGUGGCUACAAAGCUCACCAGCCCAAGUGGGAAACCAAGGACUUUAGACCUAACAAACCAUCCUCAGACCGCGGUAGGACUACCACUACCGCCGUGCUGCCAGUAGCACCCGACCAGAGCCGCUACACCUCCACCGCAGCCCUGCACCACACAUCACCCGCCAAGCUGCCUGCCGGCAAAAUGAAUAACCGCGAGCUAAAACCCCAGCCAGACAUAGUGUUGCUCCCGUUGCCCACCCUACCCUAUGAGGUAGACAGUACCAAGCAGAGGGCUCCUGUAAUAACCUCCCCCAUGUUCCAUACUGUACCCACAGCCCUGCCCACCCAGCCCGUCAUCAACAGAGUCCCGGGAGCCCCGGAAGUGUCCCGCCAGUCUAGCAGCACCAUCGGGAUGGUCGUGGGGAUAGUGGCUGCCGCAGCCCUGUGCAUCGUCAUCCUCCUGUACGCCAUGUAUAAGUACAGGAACAGGGACGAGGGUUCCUACCAGGUGGACGAGAGCAGGAAUUACAUCACCAACUCGGCAACGCAGAGCAACGGAGCCGCCGUGAAGGACAAACAGCAAAGCUCGAAAGCUGUCAAAGGAAAACAGAAAAACAAGGACAAGGAGUAUUACGUUUGAGUGACGGACAUUGAGAGAUGAAAAGAGAGAGGAAGAGAAAUUCAGGUAUAGAGAAAUAUAGAAGUGUAUUUAAUUAACAGUUACCUUCUAAGGAGCUGCGAUGACAAAACAUGGUAUAAACUAGAACCGUUACUUGAUGCUGUGUAGAGUGGUUGAACUAUGACUAUGUGUAGUAAUAUGAAGAAGACUUACUAUUGUAAGCAUACAGAGAAGGAUAAUAGCAUCUUUAGAGGCCUUCCUCUUCUGCCGAGUUCGUGUCCAACUACUUCACAGCGACUGCAUCAUCAUCCUAUGGGACUUUUAGAACUAUGUGAUCCUUGGCGUAAAAAAAAGAAAAUGUGGUUUGUUUUUGUAAACCUGUACAAAAUGAAAGAUGUUCGUUAAUCUUGACCGUCUUCAGCAUGUAAGCAACAUGUAGUGCUUUAACAAGAGUGGUUCAGGAUAAAAAGGAUCAUUGUAAAGUCAAUGGGAAAAAAAUGGACUACUGCUGUUUAAAGAUAUCGUACAUUUUUUAUUGUGUGUAUGGUUUCGGGAUUAUAAAAGUGUGGUGUCUACGCAACAACAACAAAAAAGAUCUACUACUCUAUGUAUCAAAUGACAACAAGUGAGCUGAGGAAAGAUCUCUUAGGAUCUCUUCAGAUCUCAGAGCUCUGUUGUCUGUCCUCUGAUCUCAACAUGAUUACUCUCGUUGUGUGACAGAAGGACAGAGUGACACUGACGUGUGGUCCUGGCGAGAAGUGGUUGCUUGUUCUUGUCUCGGUUAAAAGCAACUGAUUGUAAUGCAUGUAAUCCAUUCUACCAAAACUGUACAGUACAGUACAAUAUACCACUAGAGCACAAUAUACCACGACAGUACAAUACAUACCAGUACAGUAUAUUGUACAGUACAGUACAAUAUAUAAACUUAGCUUGAACAGUCCUUUUCUCUCUAAAGGCCAAACUUUAUACUUCGUCAUCAUCAAGACACCACAACUCUUUUGAUUUUAUUCCCUAAAAACGUCAACAAUGAAAAUACGAGUAUCCCUAAAGAUAAAAGGGUCUGUUGGUUUGCAGUCGUGCUGGUUGUGUCUUUUGCAGGCCUCUGUGUGUUGGUUAAUCACCUCUUGUUCUAUUUUCUAUGGAGCUGUCCCAUCGAGGACAGAAUGCAGUACUAUAACACUGUUAAAAAUGUCUAUACAGAAAUAAAUCUAACGUGAAAAGUGUGAAUUCUAUCUGUCACAGUCAAAACUGUGUCAAACAAACACAUUUGUUUACAUAUUUUAUUACAUUAUGGCCGUUGUACUUUGUAGGUACUAGCUAUUGUACAUACCAUCUAAGUUGUAAUUUUUUUGUAAUUAUAUUGUACAGACUGAUCAUAUGGUUUAUCAGUGUAUUUCAUGAAGAAACAUCUAUAACUAUUAACUAACGUGAAGAAAGACUUUGAAGCAUUUAGAAUACACAUUUAGUAAAGAAAGGAGAACACUAUGUUAAGAUAGAAACAUCUGCAAUUAGAGCUCUAAGUGUCAAUCAAAUACAAGAUGGCCGAUCUUAAUUGUACCAAUGCUUUCUUCUUCUUCUCUGGUUAUUUUCGUGUUAGUUAUAUUUUGAAAAGAUUAAAGAGAAGCUAUAUUAAUCGAAGACUAUAGCUGUUGGAUGCGGAGGCGCAGUUCAGACAAUCUCCCAAAAGUCUUUACACUAACAUUCAUGACAAAUCAUUCGCUUUUCAUAUUUGUUUUACAUAUUUUUGUUAUACAGUGCCUUGAAAAAGUAUUCAUCCCCCUUGGCGUUUUUCCUAUUUUGUUGCAUUACAACCUGUAAUUUAAAUAGAUUUUUAUUUGGAUUUCAUGUAAUGGACAUACACAAAAUAGUUCAAAUUGAUGAAGUGAAAUGAAAGAAAAUCACUUAAAACGGAAUAGUGGUGCGUGCAUAUGUCUUCAACCCUUUUGCUAUGAAGCACCUAAUUAAGAUCUGGUGCAACCAAUUACCUUCAGAAGUCACAUAAUUAGUUAAAUAAAGUACAUCUGUGUGCAAUCUAAGUGUCACAUGAUCUCAGUAUAUAUACACCUGUUCUGAAAGGCCCCAGAGUCUGCAACACCACCAAGCAAGCGACACCAUGAAGACCAAGGAGCUCUCCAAACAGGUCAGGGACAAAGUUGUGGAGAAGUACAGAGAUCAGGGUUGGGUUAUAAAAAAAUAUCCAAAACUUUGAACAUCACACAGAGCACCAUUAAAUCCAGUAUUAAAACAUUAAAACAUUGUGGCACCACAACAAACCUGCCAAGAGAAGGCCACCCACCAAAACUCAUGGACCAUUCAAGGAGGGCAUUAAUCAGAGGCAACAAAGAGACCAAAGAUAACCCUGAAGGAGCUGCAAAGCUCCACAGCGGAGAUUGGAGUAUCUGUCCAUAGGACCACUUUAAGCUGUACACGCCACAGAAUUGGGUUUUAUGGAAGAGUGGCCAGAAAAAAAGCCAUUGCUUAAAGAAAAAAAUAAGCAAACACAUUUGGUGUUUGCCAAAAGGCAUGUGGGAGACUCCCCAAACAUAUGGAAGAAGGUGCUUUGGUCAGAUGAGACUAAAAUUGAGCUUUUUGGCAAUCAAGGAAAACACUAUAUCUGGCACAAACCUAACACCUCACAUUACCCCUAGAACACCAUGUUUUUCAUCGGCAGGGACUGGGAAACUGGUCAGUAUUGAGGAAAUGAUGGAUGGCGCUAAAUACAGGGAAAUUCUUGAGGGAAACCUGUUUCAGUCUUCCAGAGAUUUGAGACUGGGACGGAGGUUCACCUUCCAGCAGGACAAUGACCCUAAGCAUACUACUAAAUAAACCCUUAAGUAGUUUAAGGGGAAACAUUUAAAUGUCUUGGAAUGGACUAGUCAAAGCCUAGACCUCAAUCCAAAUGAGAAUCUGUAGUAUGACUUAAAGAUUGCUGUACACCUGCGGAACCUAUCCAAGUUGAAGGAGCUGGAGCAGUUUUGCCUUGAAGAAUUGGCAAAAAUCCCAGUGGCUAGAUGUGCCAAGCUUAUAGAGAUAUAUCCCAAGAGACUUGCAGCUGUAAUUGCUGCAAAAGGUGGCUCUACAAAGUUUUGAACUUGGGGGGGUUAAUAGUUAUGCACGCUCAAGUUUUCAUUUUUGUGUCUUAUUUCUUGUUUGAUUCACAAUAAAAAAUAUUUUCCAUCUUCAAAGUGGUAGGUAUGUGAUGUGAAUUGAUUGAUUUCAAAAUUUCAGUUUAUAAGGCAACAAAAUAGGAAAAAUUCCAGGGGUGUGAAUUCUUUCGCAAGCUACUGUAUAUAUAUGUAUAUAUAUUUUCAGGAUCCUUAUAUUUUUAUAUUUUUUAUUUCAUUUAAUUUGUGACAAUGGCCAGACUGUUUGUAAUCACUGACACUUUGGUGUUUUUGUCAUCUUUAGUUUUAUUAGAUUAUUAUAAUUCUUUUGUAUUUUAAUAUUGUUUUCUAUUAGUUUUUAUAUUUUUUUCAUGCUCUUUUUUCCCAUGAAUUGUUUGCAAUAAAAUGAU
Molecule: messenger RNA, 9188 nt
Organism: Oncorhynchus nerka (sockeye salmon)
Lineage: Eukaryota; Metazoa; Chordata; Actinopteri; Salmoniformes; Salmonidae
Product: neurexin-3a-like
Exons: 26
Coding region: 605-5695 (1696 amino acids)
Source: RefSeq, a predicted model, not a curated record